AUAGAAUCUGCCAGCAGCAUAGCUGAAGUCGACUCUGGUAACAUUGUAGGACUACCCAUAGACAAAGCUCCAGAAGUGCAGGAGGAGAUCCUUCUUCUUCAUGAGGAGACCAUUGAUCUUGAUGCCGACACCUUUGAAUCUGAAGAAAAUGUCACCCUGUCCGAAGAUUCUGGAAACUUGCUGGACAAACUUAAUGAGCAGAUGAUGGAAAGUGUGAUCAUCUCUGACUCCCCCAACAUCAGUGAAGACGAUGCUGGAGAUCUUGGCUGCCUUCAGGACAUUGUUGAUGAAAUUGAAAGCAGUGACACUAUGGUAAUAGAGCAAGACACAGAUAAAGAAUAUAAUCCAAGUGUAAAUAGCAAAAAUAGCUCGGAGUUAGAUGUUAGUCCUGAAAACUCUGCUGCAGACAAGUUGCCUGUGAUUGACACCCCUGCCCAACUUCAGGAUCAGGUGAGUGAGGUGGAUGAGGGGAUCAUUCCUAAUGUGCAGGCGCCUGAAAUUGAACACAAAGAAGAUUCGGUUAUUCCAGUCAUUACAUCUUCUCAAGCUGAGGAAACCAUCCCGGUCUGUACCAUCUUCAGCCAGGCUAAUGCACAACAGUCCUUUUUAGUCCACCAUGGCUUUGAAUCUCAAAUGGUCAAGUCGCCAAGCUUUGGAAUUGAAUUUAAAAGCACCUUAAAGACUCAAACACACGUUGUCCAGCCCAGUCCAAGCUUAAGCAACUUUUUCUCUGAUAACGGGGGCCCUAAUUCCUCUGGUUCAGACUUUUUUGAUUCCUUCACCACCUCCUCAAUGUUUAUCUCGGUCAGUAAUCCAAAUGCAGCACCUUCUGUUGCGGAAAUAAGCCCAGCACCUGUAACUCCUGAUGCGAGCAGUUCUCAGACCCCUCCUGCCGUCAGUUUCUAUAUGGGUAAUAUGGCUUUAGAUUCAAGUGGCUCGUCAGCUUCUGUGGAAAUACCUCCGUCCCCAAAGCCCUUCUCACAGAUCCAGAGUGUGUUUGCUGGAAGUGAUGAUCCAUUUGCCACUGCCCUAAACAUGAGCGAGAUGGACAGGAGAAAUGAUGCUUGGCUGCCGUCUGAAGAAACCAGGAACAUCCUCAUCUCUGUAGCCACACAGCAGUACAACCCUGUGUUCGUUGAUAAGGAGAAGCUUACUAUGCCAGGGCUAAAGUUUGAUAAUAUUCAGGGAGACGCUGUACGGGAUCUCAUGUUGCGCUUUCUUGGUGAACAGGCGGCCAUGAAAAGACAGGUUCUCACCGCCAACUCGGUGGAGCAGACAUUUCUGGGGCUUAAGCAACUUCUUAACAGCAAGAACUGGCGGGCAGCGGUUGACCUGAGUGGACGGCUUCUGACAGCCCAUGGACAAGGUUAUGGAAAGAGCGGUCAGCCAACCAACCAUACCACAGACUCUUUACAGCUCUGGUUCCUGCGGCUGUCUUUGUUGGUGAAGUUAGGCCUUUUUCAAAAUGCCGAAAUGGAGUUUGAAGCUUUUAAAAACCUAGACCAGCCUGACCUUUACUACGAAUAUUACCCACAUGUUUAUCCGGGACGCAGAGGGUCCAUGGUGCCAUUUUCUAUGCGGAUUCUCUAUGCUGAGUUACGGCAGUACCUUGGAUGCCCUCAAGAGACUCUUGACCGAUUGCACAGCAUGAAAACCAUUUGUUUAAAGAUUUUGGACAACCUGGAAAAAGGGUUUGCUGAAGAUGGAAGCAUGAUCACUAUGACAAACAGUAAUAGGCAAGCCUCUGUUCAGCUGUGGAGGUCACGUCUGGGCCGGGUGAUGUACUCCAUGGCAAACUGUCUGCUAAUGAUGAAGGAUUACGUUCUGGCGGUGGAAGCCUAUCAUGCCGUUAUAAAGUAUUACCCCCAGCAGGAGCCACAGUUGCUGAGCGGUAUCGGAAGGAUUUUUCUUCAGAUUGGAGACAUAAAAACUGCUGAGAAGUAUUAUCUGGAUGCGGAAAAAGUCAUAGAGAAUCUAGCUAAUAAAGAUGAACCAGAGAUGAAAAUUAUGGUUUUGAUGAACCGGGCUUUCCUACACCUUGGUCAGAAUAACUUUGCAGAAGCUCAAAAGUUCUUCUCGGAGGUGCUGAAGGUGGACCCAACAAACACGGUGGCAAAUAACAAUGCUGCCGUUUGCCUGCUUUAUUUGGGCAAAUUAAAGGAUUCCCUCAGGCAUCUGGAAGGAUUGGUUCAGCAGGAUCCCAAACACUAUCUUCACGAAAGCGUUCUCUUCAAUUUGACAACUAUGUAUGAGCUGGAGUCCUCGCGCAGUAUGCAGAAGAAGCAAGCUCUGCUGGAGGCGGUAGCUGUCAAGGAAGGUGACAGCUUUAACACUCAGUGUCUGAAGCUGCUAUAAUUCUGCUGCUGCUGCUACAUCUCCUCACACUGAGAAUAGACUGCAAGGAAAAAGUCCUUCCUGUGUAUAUAUUACUGCCGGGAAAUGUAAAUGGGGUUCCCAGGUUAAAUAGGAUAAUAGGAUUGAAAUGUGUCCGCUAUGUACUUAGUCAAAUAAACAAUAGAUGAUCUUAUGUUAUUUUUUUCUGUUCAGAGUC
Messenger RNA from Nanorana parkeri, 2551 nucleotides. RefSeq names its product trafficking protein particle complex 12 (gene TRAPPC12). The annotation marks the transcript as partial. Gene Ontology annotation, molecular function: protein binding. Lineage: Eukaryota; Metazoa; Chordata; Amphibia; Anura; Dicroglossidae. The record is from RefSeq and is a predicted model, not a curated record. Gene Ontology annotation, cellular component: Golgi apparatus; TRAPP complex. The transcript is spliced from 11 exons.